Molecule: messenger RNA, 1872 nt
Organism: Aedes albopictus (Asian tiger mosquito)
Lineage: Eukaryota; Metazoa; Arthropoda; Insecta; Diptera; Culicidae
Exons: 1
Coding region: 1-1872 (623 amino acids)
Source: RefSeq, a predicted model, not a curated record
AUGAAUCACAUGGAAAUAGUCCACUCCAAGGACAAAUCCAAGGUCAGGUACUACAUACCGCAUUCUUGCGUAAUCAAACCAGAUUCCACUUCAACAAAAUUACGAGUAGUAUUCGACGCCAGCGCAAAAACGUCAAGUAACAUAUCACUCAACGACAUUCAGCACAGUGGUCCUGUUAUACAGCGUGAAUUAUUUGACCUGUUGUUGGAUUUCCGAUGCCACGACAAAGUGGCCACAGCCGACGUCGUGAAAAUGUAUAGGCAAGUAAAUCUUCACGAAGAGGAUUCGUGGUUCCAAUGCAUCCUCUGGCGGAACGAUCCCUCCGAGGAAAUACAAGUAUACCGAUUGAAAACGGUAACGUACGGCGAGGCGGCAUCGUCCUUCUUGGCAUGCCGAGCGCUUCAUGAGGUCGGAGAGGAAAUUCGACCCGAACAACCUGAAAUUGCUGAGGUUAUUCAACAAUGCUUCUACGUGGACAACUUCAUGAUGGGGGGAGAUUCAGCCGAAAAACUGUUGGAAAGGCGGCAGGCAGUGGAAUCAGCUGAUUCGCAACAUGAAUGGCAGCAGCUGAAGAAAACAUUACCAAAACUUGCUAGCUUGACAAUUCCGCGCCAGGCGAUUCCUAGCAAUCCCGUGCACCUGGAACUGCAUGGAUUCUCAGAUGCUUCUAACCUGGCUUAUGGUUGCGCGGUCUAUGCAUAUUGCAUAGACGAGAAAAAUCGAAUAUCUAUGAACCUAUUGUGCGCCAAAUCUCGAGUGGCGCCAAUGAAGGAUGUCACCCUUCCACGAAAGGAACUUCUGGGAGCAAAGCUACUAGCAGAGUUAAUGAAAAGGGUAAUUUCCAUUAUACCAACACACGUUCAAAGAACAUACUACUGGUGCGAUUCACAAGUAGUCUUGGCUUGGAUUCAUUCAAGCGUACCCCACAGUGAAGUGUACGUUCGCAAUAGAAUCAACGUAAUUCAGUCCCUUACGCAUCGAGAGGAUUGGCGAUACGUUCCAACGGAUCAGAACCCAGCUGACAUAGUCUCGAGAGGUAUCUCCGUGAGAAAACUUCUAACCACGAAAAAGGAUAUAUGGCUGCAUGCCACAAACUAUGCGCUAGAGAACAGACGGCGCGCUGAGGCAUAUGGCGCUCCGCAAGUGAUAGCAAUCUGUUCGUCAACCGACAGAGACAGCGCCAGCAGUGAGGUGGAGGACUUAAUAUCAAGUUACCCGCACCAUAACUCAUUCCAGAAGACGCGGAGGCAUUUUGCUGUCGUCAAUAGGGCCAUGAACAACUUCAUGUCUAAAUCAGCGGCCAUCAAAAGUCGCGGGAUUAACCGAGAGCCAUGCUUCGGGCCCCUAACCGUCAGCGAACUGGAGGCUGGUGAACAACUGAUCGUCAAGCAUCUACAGCGCAUCAGUUAUCCAAAGGAGCUCGCUCACUUAGAGGAACAAGGAACCCCUACAAAGCAGGGCCCCCUUCAACAUCUCAGUCCAAUAAUCGAAGAUGGACUCAUCCGCAUCGUGGGCAGGCUUAGCCUGUCCGACUUACCUCAGCAUCAACGGCGUCCAGCAAUAAUACCCCAAGAGCAUUUCUUCGGAAAAAUUAUACUAGAGCACAUUCAUCGACGAAAUCUCCACGCUGGCUUGGAGACAAUCAUUUCGGACUUCCAGCAACGCUAUUGGAUGCGGAACCUCCGAAAACUGGCCAAAACUGUCGUCAAUCGAUGUAUCUUGUGCGCACGAGCUAGGCCGCGCAAGCUUCAACAACAAAUGGGCCAGCUGCCAAGACCUAGGGUGAAUCCAUCCCCAGCAUUCACCCACACCGGAGUAGAUCUAUGCGGUCCGUUUCAGAUUCUGCCAAGCCCACGGGCCAAAACGAGGUGA